AUCCUCCUCCUCCUCCUCCUCCUCCUCCUCAUCCUCUGCUCUUCUUCUUCGAGCGAGAAAGCCGCGGAUUGACGUGUCGCUCGAGAGAUAAAAAGAAAUUCAUCAUCAAGCCGGCAAGAAAAGAAUGCGGGUGAUUUUCACCGGGACACGCCGUCGUGCAGUGACCAACUAAGCGCCUGGAUGCGGCAAGGCUCACGCGUGGUCCCGCUAAGCCUCCACCGCCGCCUCCUACUCCUACUCCUCGUCCGCCUCCGCCUCCGCCUCCGCCGCCGCCUCCGCCUCCGCGCUCCGUCGGCCGGCUACAUGCGCGCCGAUGCCCGGCCUGCUCCCCUCCAGGAGCCCGCAUGGAAACCGGGGACCAGAAUUUCCGGAGGAAGAGCAAGCAACUAAGCAGGCUGUGCUUUGAUCUCCAUCUUCUUCGGCUUCUCCUUUUCUUGGAUGGAUUAUUUUGACAUGUGGUGAGGGGCGUCCACGGUGGGCUUCUUUUCAAAAUGGCAGUUUUGCACACAUAGAGUUCGAUAGCAUAUGCGAUUCUCGCUUGGUUUGUUUUUUCCAUUUUUGAGGGGUGUCAAAAGUGACAACCGAGUGAGAGCUUGCAACCUGAUGUGUAGGUGGCCCGUUUUCCAGAACCGAUGGCGGUCCAUGUGCAAGCUCGUGAAGUUUCUACUGUUGUGUAUGUGUGUGUGUGUGUGUGUGUGUGUGGGUGGGUGUGUGGGUGUGUGUGUUUGUAAGUGCAUGUGCUAGAUUCGCUUAGUUUAGCUUCCGAAAAAGGGGCACCAAUCGCGUUAUUGGGGGUUUGGUCUUUCAAGGGCUUCCAAAGUAGGCCUCCCUCCUGUGAGAUCAACUUUUUUUUUUAGGUCGGUCACUUGUUCCACUUUGGCGUCUCUUUGACCGCCCCCCCCCUAAACCCCGCCCCCUUCAAAGGUGUGCCUAUUUUUUCUCACCUGGUCAGCGACCCCCCGCCCAAAACCAACCAUACGAUUUCCCCCGAGCUCCCCUAAUUCCCCCGCCCCCCCUGCGGCCCCCCGCCGCCGCCACCCGCCCGCCGCCGCCGCCGCCCACCCCCCCUUUUUCGAGCUGGCGUGGCGACGCAAACUCACAAAUAUUUACUUCCUGUACGUGAAGAGGAAAGGGGGCCCCCCUUUCGUGGAAUGCGGCAACAUGGGCGUGUUUGACCGCGGGGUUCAGAUGCUGCUGACCACGGUGGGGGCCUUCGCCGCCUUCAGCCUCAUGACCAUCGCCGUGGGCACGGACUACUGGCUGUACUCGCGCGGCGUCUGCAAGAUCAAGAGCAACAACGAGAACGAGACCAGCAAGAAGAACGAGGAGGUGAUGACGCACUCGGGCCUCUGGAGGACCUGCUGCCUGGAAGGUUCCUUCAAAGGCAUGUGCAAACAGAUAGAUCACUUCCCGGAGGAUGCCGACUAUGAGGCUGACGCUUCAGAGUACUUCCUACGUGCAGUGAGAGCCUCCAGCAUCUUCCCCAUCAUGAGUGUGAUCCUACUAUUCAUGGGGGGGCUCUGCAUCGCCGCCAGCGAGUUCUACAAGUCGCGCCACAACAUCAUCCUCAGCGCUGGCAUACUCUUUGUCUCUGCAGGCUUGAGUAACAUCAUCGGCAUCAUCGUGUACAUAUCAGCCAAUGCCGGCGAUCCGUCCAAAAGCGACUCCAAGAAAAACAGCUACUCCUACGGCUGGUCCUUCUACUUCGGCGCUCUCUCCUUUAUCAUGGCCGAGAUGGUGGGCGUGCUGGCCGUGCACAUGUUCAUCGACCGCCACCGGGAGUUGCGCGUGGGCGUGCGGGCCGCCGACUACCUCCAGGGCGCCGCCAUCACGCGCAUCCCCAGCUACCGCUAUCGCUACCGCCGCCGCUCACGCUCCUCGUCCCGCUCCACCGACCCGUCACACUCCCGCGAAGCCUCACCGGUGGGCCUCAAGGCCUUCGGGACGCUGCCCUCCACCGAGCUGUCCAUGUACACGCUGCCCAAGGGCCAGACAGGCACGCCCACGGCCACCUAUAACUCCACGGAGAGGGACCACAACUUCCUGCAGGUCCACAACUGCAUCCAGAAGGACCUAAAAGACUCCAGCAACCCAGCCAACCGACGUACCACACCUGUAUGAAACUGACAGACGCUUCCAAAGGGAGACUUUGGGCGGGGGGGGGGGGG
Phyllopteryx taeniolatus (common seadragon) is the source of this 2168-nucleotide messenger RNA. Its product is annotated as voltage-dependent calcium channel gamma-2 subunit. The record is from RefSeq and is a predicted model, not a curated record. The transcript has 4 exons. Gene Ontology annotation, biological process: regulation of AMPA receptor activity; positive regulation of synaptic transmission, glutamatergic; calcium ion transmembrane transport. The coding region runs from base 1162 to 2121 and encodes 319 amino acids. Lineage: Eukaryota; Metazoa; Chordata; Actinopteri; Syngnathiformes; Syngnathidae. Gene Ontology annotation, cellular component: voltage-gated calcium channel complex; AMPA glutamate receptor complex; postsynaptic density membrane. Gene Ontology annotation, molecular function: voltage-gated calcium channel activity; channel regulator activity.